AUGCACCUAUGCAAAGCUAAGUUAACCAAUGAAGAGAAUUUUUCCAACCUUGUAAGAACUGGGGAGGAGGUCAAACUUCUCGACGGUGUUAAUACACGAGUGAACCAAACUGCUGACCGCGAUGGCAAUUCCAAAAAAGGGUUGCUCUUGGACAUUUUAAAUGCCUCACUCAUUGUGGCACGGCUACACAGCAGGAUGAAGAACGCCAAGAUGGGUCUCCUUCGCCCGAGGGAAAGAGUAAUCGUGAACGCCAUCCGGCGGGAGAGCCGGAUAAAGUACAAGGCAAAGCGCAUGCACAAGCGCUUUCGGUCGUGGGCGCAACAGAGAGUCAGGGAGUACUGGUUGCCUAUGAAUGUAUGCCUAACAAGUCAACCCGAUUUGAUGGACGGAAACUACAUAUCCGCGUGUGUGCAGAAAGCAGCAACGUUAAGAAAGCAUGAUUACGAAUUGUGGAAAGGAUACACAGAGAGAAUCUUAACAAUACGUGAGACAUUAACACCACAGCAAAUUGGCUAUAUAUUUUAUGGAAUGGGAAAAAGUCGAUUUUUAGACCCCCCUUUUUACGAACAAAUGUUAACAUGUGUGCAAAAAAAAUUAAGCUCUUUUUACAGCCACCCAUUAAUGUGCAUUGCAUGGUCAUUAAAUAGAGUCCUAAUCAGAGAAGAAGAAUUUUUCACUCAUUUCUGCAAAGCAGUUGUGGAAAAAGUUGACGAUAUGAGAGUAAAAGAUUUAGUAAAAAUAAACAACGCAAUUGCAAAGUUAGGCAUUGAGAAUAAAAGUUAUAAACGAUUUAUAAACAGCCAUAUGAUAAACAAACUGGAAACAAUUUUUGCUCAAGAUUUUCGUAACGUAAUUAAUGAUGUUACUCUGGUUAAUCUUUACGACGAUGAAGUUAAAAAAUACAUUUUAAUCCGAUUUAGCAAUAUGUUCAUUUGUGCCAGACCACAGCAUUAUAAAAAUGCUUACAAGUCGGCAGUAGCCGUGAGGGUGUUAUUUCCCCAUGUAUGGAGUUCCCUUUCCAAUAAGGUAAAAAGCUUUUAUGUCCGACUUAGUAUGAGAAGGAUCCCAGAGAGUAGAAGAAAGCCAUCCGAAUUCCAAUGGGAAGUUUCUGAUUGUCUAGCCAAAUUAGGCGUGAGCCAUAGGAACACCUUUCUUUGGGGAUGUUACUAUAUAGACAUUGGUGAGAUGAAUGAAAAACGAAACUGCUGGUUUGUGGAUGGACCUGCCUGCUUUUAUACCUCCACAAAUCAGUACAUAGAAAGUGUAAAGCUGCAACAUAGGAUUCUUUACGACUUGGGAUGGAACAUCAGGAGAAUUGUCUGGCUCGAUUGGUUGGAGCUUGGCGAUAACUUGGAUGAGAAAGUGAAGUAUGUAAAGGCCCAGAGGGAGAAAGACCCCUUCGGGAAAACCCUAACCCACAUGCCACCCAUCUCGGCAGACGAAAUUAAAAAUAAGCUCAACCAAUUGAAGGCGUAUAAAAUUCGGAAGGCGCAGCAGAAGGUGGACAGCCAGGAAAGGAUACGCCUCACGCUGUGA
Messenger RNA from Plasmodium inui San Antonio 1, 1536 nucleotides. RefSeq lists its product as hypothetical. Lineage: Eukaryota; Apicomplexa; Aconoidasida; Haemosporida; Plasmodiidae. The coding region runs from base 1 to 1536 and encodes 511 amino acids. The transcript is spliced from 2 exons. The record is from RefSeq and is a predicted model, not a curated record.